Priapulus caudatus is the source of this 1454-nucleotide messenger RNA. Its product is annotated as autophagy-related protein 20-like. NCBI's taxonomy places the organism in Eukaryota, Metazoa, Priapulida, Priapulimorpha, Priapulimorphida, Priapulidae. The transcript has 2 exons. Bases 98 to 790 code for a protein of 230 amino acids. The record is from RefSeq and is a predicted model, not a curated record.
GCAGCAGCAGCAGCAGCCACAGCAGCAGCAGCAGCAGCAGCAGACAGACGCAGGCUUCACUCAGCAGCAGUGGGAUGCUGGGUCCAACCUGCUCUCUAUGAGAGACACGCACGCGGGAUCCUCCGGUAUCAGCACUCUAGCAAGCAGCAGCAGCGGCUCGAACGAGUCCGUGCCGGACAGCAAUCCCGCGCCCGUGACGUCAGUGAUGACGCGACACAAUCUCGUCAAGAGUCAGCGCAAGAUCGAGAAGAUCAAUCGGUCGGCACAGGACGUCGUCGACGACAUCAUGUCGUCGUACGGCAAGGACGCAGAGGAGGCGGAAAGCGCCGCCGAGUCCUUCAUCAGCGGGGUGGCGCCACUGACGAAAUCGACGUCGUCGCUCGCCACUAGGCGGCGCUGCGGAUCGGCGAACCGAUCCGGUUCGGAUACGACGUCGGCGUGGUCCGAUUCGGACGCCGUCGGCAGUCUUCGGGUCCGCGCGCUGGAAGAUGGCGUCGCCACCUACGAUGGUUACGACUCGCUGGAGGAACUCGAUGAUUCGCUGAGCGAGAGCGAGAGUCAGCCGACGUGGCCGCCAGAGGGCGCUGUGAACCGUGCUGUACUAUCGGCGCUGCCGACGGCGGUGGCUGGCGCGGAGAACGGGAACACGCGGAUAGGAAACAACACCAGAGGAGAAGGAGAGCGAGGAGGAGGUGGAAGAGGAGGGGGAGGAGGAGGAGGAGGAGGAGGCGGCGUGAUCCUCGCUUCCACAAGGGAACAGAUCCGCAACGAGAGAGAAAGUUUCAUUUAGAAUCUUCCUCUCCGUCGAAGGCGAAGGAAGCAUUCGCAUCUUUAGAUUAUGGAACAAAAUACAACAAGCCUAAGAAAUGUGUAUUUCGUUGUAAUUUCCUAAACAGAUGUUCACUCAAAAGCAAUCAGGUUGUUCACGAUAGCUUAUGGCCCUGCCAUAGCUUAUGAACUCGGUUUCAUUGGUCACGUUUAAAUUAGGCUGACAAAAUGAUUUAAUAUAAGAUAUAACUUAAAUAUAAUCAAGUAUCAAGUAUCACGUAUUCAAGUAAUAAUCUAACUGAAUGCCAUAGGUGUGUAUCAAUGUGUUGUUCGUCUUUAUUCCAUGUCUAUACCAUUGAAGUUUCAAUUUUCUCAUAUCUCAUUUUACAUGUCUGUGUAUAUAUAUAGGCUUUUUAUUUCUAUCUAUGGAUAAAUCUCUAGCAAUUAGAAUAACUGUACGCAGUGUGUCUGUCAAGCGUUGUAUAUUCAUUAUUGUUGAGAUGAGAUGUGUUUAUAUCUGAGAUUGUUUGCUUCUGUUGUGUCUCGCUUGUUUUGUACACACAUAGUCAUCCUUAUUCAGCGUGUGCAUGUAGAGGAAAUUAGAUUAAAAUAAAAUUAAUAUAUCUAUAUGUAUAAUGUAAAUGUUUGCAGUAUAAUAAACCUUGUAAAGAUAUAUAAUUCGCAAA